Jatropha curcas is the source of this 1328-nucleotide messenger RNA. RefSeq names its product scopoletin 8-hydroxylase. Lineage: Eukaryota; Viridiplantae; Streptophyta; Magnoliopsida; Malpighiales; Euphorbiaceae. The record is from RefSeq and is a predicted model, not a curated record.
AGCUUUGCACUACCAUCAAUUGCUCAAUUCAAGCUAAUAAUCCAAUAUCUAUGGCUCCAUCUCAUAGCUUUUCUGAUUCAAACUCAUUGUUCAAUUUUGUAGUCCGAGAGGGCAAUGGCGUGAAGGGCAUGGUGGAUUCAGGCCUAUCAAAGGUACCGCAACAGUACGUGCAACCUCAACAAGAAAGAAUCGACAAGUUAAAUGCAACCUCAAAUAAUAACCCACCAAUUGACAUGUCUAAAUUAGAUGGUCCUGAUCGUGAUCGAGUGGCAGAGGAAAUUGCUAGAGCAGCUGAGACUGUAGGGUUCUUUCAGGUGGUGAACCAUGGCGUGCCUUUAGAUUUGCUUGAGGCAUUGAAAGAUUCAGCUCACAGUUUCUUUGGCCAACCACCUGAAAGGAAGGCUAUUUAUCGUAAGGGCGUGACCCCAACCCCACUGGUUAAGUAUGGGACUAGUUUUGUGCCUGAGAAGGAGAAGGCAUUGGAAUGGAAAGACUAUAUUAGUAUGAUCUAUACUAAUGACGCUGAAGCUCUUCAGUUUUGGCCUAAAGAAUGCAAGGAAGCCGCUCUCGAGUAUCUGAGAACAUCAAUGACGAUGGUAAGAAAACUACUACAAGUUUUGAUGGAGAAGCUAGGAGUAAGUGCAGAUAUUGAUGCCAAAAUAGAUGCACUAACUGGGUUGAAGACGGUGAACAUGAAUUUCUACCCAACAUGCCCAAAUCCUGAGCUCACAGUAGGCGUGGGUAGGCAUUCAGACUUGGGUACUCUCACCGUGUUGUUGCAGGAUGGAAUUGGUGGUCUCUAUGUCAAAGUGGAAGAAAAUAUGGACGGCGACGUAAAGGGAGAGUGGAUGGAAAUCCCACCAAUUCCUGGUGCUUUAGUCAUCAAUGUUGGUGAUACACUUCAGAUAGUGAGCAAUGGAAGGUACAAAAGUGCAGAACAUAGAGUGCGAACUACAAGCAGUCAAUCGAGAGUUUCAAUACCAAUUUUUACGAUCCCGAAAGGAACAGAGAAGAUUGGACCAUGGGCUGAAGUAGUGGAGAAAGAUGGGGUGGCUCGUUACAGAGAGAUAGUGUUUGAAGAGUACUAUAACAAUUUCUUUGGAAAUGCACACGAGGGAAAGAAAUCUCUUGAUUUUGCACGAAUAUAUUAGCUUCAUCUUCACAAAACUUAUCUUGCUAUGUGACUAGUAGCAGCAAUAAUAGAAUAACCUUCUGGCUGUGACAGAAGUGAACAUAUUACGUGUAUAAAUAUAGAAUAUUCUCAACUGAGUUGGCUCUGUUAAUACUUAAUUAAUUGAACCUUAAUUCCUAAGCAACGGUUCGAUUAA